Haliotis rufescens (red abalone) is the source of this 1066-nucleotide messenger RNA. RefSeq lists its product as uncharacterized. The record is from RefSeq and is a predicted model, not a curated record. The transcript is spliced from 5 exons. Lineage: Eukaryota; Metazoa; Mollusca; Gastropoda; Lepetellida; Haliotidae. The coding region runs from base 176 to 841 and encodes 221 amino acids.
GCGGGAGAUGGUCUUUGGUAGCUGGAUACAAGCUGGUAUUGAACUUGAACCUCACCGCCCACUGUCCGCCUCGUAUACACACUGUAUGUGUAUUAAUAUCUCGCAGUCAGUUGUUUGACAUUCACAUUCACGACUUCACGAGGAAAUCUUACAUUUCAGACAUCGCCUAGGUAAGAUGUAUCCCAACGGAGCCAUAGUGGGUGUGGCCCUUAUUACACACGUUAUAGGAGGAUGGGCGUGUCCUACAAAUGCUGUAAACGACGUAUUGAUCUGUCUGUCAAACUUAACAAGUGGCAUUCACGAAGAAGGAAAGAAGCUUGGCGAGGACUCCCAUAUAAUUAAACAUCACUGCAGGACAGGGGAAUUCAAGUCAGCUAUUGUGUGUGUUGAGCGAAUCUUCCAUGACUGUCGCCAUCGAAAGGAUCUCCUCUUCCUGCUCAAGAAACUGGCUGACCCCGACAGCAUCAGGAAGGCGUUCGGCGAACUGUGUGCCAACCUUGACUUAUACAUCAAGUCAAGCAGCUGUAUGAUGAAGCAGGAUGAAAGAAUCACGCCGUGUUACAAGCAGAUUGAGGAGACAUUCAACGUCAGCAUCCACCAGUCUAAAACAGUCAACGAGGAAAUUCACAGCUUCUGCGGCUUUCAGAACGGGAUACGGGGAUGCAUCAUACAACCGGUGCACGUGUACUGCGGACACGCCAUAGUGGACCUCCUGAACACUUUCAUGAAAGGAGUUACCUCCCCUGUUUGCAACGAACAUGCAAGCGACGGUUUCCGCUUCAAACCUCUCGCCUCUUUGAUUGUCCUGUCAAGUUAUCUAUUACUUCUGUUUCAAACGUAGCGACUCUGUCAGAUGCUUCAGUGCCUUAUCAUUUAGCUUGGUGUAUUUGGGAAGGUCUUGUUCAAGUGACCUGAACUGACAGCGGGAGAAAUAUGCCACUUUUUCAUUUCUCUUGACCUGACAGUAGGCGAGGUGAAAUGGGGUUGAACGUCCCGUCAAACGUUAUUGAACUUAUAUAGCGACAUGCAUGUAUGCACGUGUGCGUGUAUGUCAGAGGCUGAUUGU